Molecule: messenger RNA, 946 nt
Organism: Castor canadensis (American beaver)
Lineage: Eukaryota; Metazoa; Chordata; Mammalia; Rodentia; Castoridae
Product: olfactory receptor 5P6-like
Biological process (GO): G protein-coupled receptor signaling pathway
Cellular component (GO): membrane
Molecular function (GO): G protein-coupled receptor activity; olfactory receptor activity
Source: RefSeq, a predicted model, not a curated record
CAUGGAUUCCCUGGUAGAUGGGAACCACACUGCAGUGACAGAGUUCAUUUUAUUGGGCUUAACAAAUGAUCCAGUCCUUCGAGUCAUCCUCUUCAUGGUCAUCCUGUGUAUCUACCUGGUUACCAUAUCUGGCAAUCUCAGUACAAUCAUUCUUAUCAGAGUCUCUUCUCAGCUCCAACAUCCCAUGUACUUUUUUCUGAGCCAUUUAGCUUUUGCUGACAUGGUGUUUUCAUCUUCAGUCACACCCAAUAUGCUUGUUAACUUCCUGGUGGAAAAAAAUAUAAUUUCCUACCUUGGUUGUGCCAUCCAGCUUGAUUCAGUCAUUUUUUUUGGGACGGCUGAGGGUUUCCUUCUGGCUGCCAUGGCAUAUGAUCGCUUUGUUGCCAUCUGCAACCCACUACUGUAUUCAACCAAAAUGUCCACACAAGUCUGUGUCCAGUUACUUGUAGUAGCUUACAUUGGUGGUUUCCUUAAUGCAUCCACCUUUACCCUGUCCUUCAUUUCUUUGUUCUUCUGUGGAUCUAAUAGAAUCAAUCAUUUUUUCUGUGAUUUUUCUCCUUUAGUUGAACUCUCCUGUUCUGAUGUCAGUGUCCCUGAAGUUGUUCCCUCAUUUACUUCUGGCUCCAUUAUUGUGUUCACAGUGAUUGUCAUAGCCAUCUCCUACAUCUACAUUCUUAUCACCAUCCUGAAGAUGCACUCCACUGAUGGCCGCCACAAGGCCUUCUCCACUUGCACCUCCCAUCUCACUGCAGUCACUCUGUUCUAUGGGACCAUUACAUUCAUCUACGUGAUGCCCAAGUCCAGCUACUCCACUGACCAGAACAAGGUGGUGUCUGUGUUCUACACAGUGGUGAUCCCUAUGUUGAACCCCGUCAUCUAUAGUCUCAGGAAUAAUGAGAUUAAGGAGGCUCUGAAGAGACAGCUUGGUAGGAAAAUACUCUCCUAA